UUUAUAGGCUACCGCUUGCAGUCGUCAGUAUUAUUAGCUAGUGAUACAGCAUUUUGGCAACUAGUUGCAAAUAUUAGUUGCAUUUGCAUUGUUUCUAUUUUUUUUUUUUUUUGUAACAAUAGCCUCUCAGCCGUGAUGGACGCACUCCUUUCCAGGCUCUUCUCCUCGGAAGAAGAAGAACUGUACAUGUUGGACUGCAUGGCUUACUCAAUGGUUUUCAUGGCAGCCUGCACUUUCGUUACUUUGCUUUUCGAAAAUGUCCCAUACGGACGAUAUGCUACCAGCAAAUAUGGAUUUCCGGUUAAUGUCAGGCUUGCUUGGUUCGUUCAGGAGCUGCCUGCGUUCCUGGUGCCUUUGUGUCUGGUAGUUUGGACGUCCUCUGCGAAAACCUCACUAUUGCCCAACCAGCUGCUCAUUGCCAUGUAUUUCUGCCACUAUGUUCAGAGAUCCCUUAUUUAUCCAUUUUUAAUCCGAGGAGGUAAACCAACACCAUUCGCCUCAUUUGUCCUGGCCAUUGUUUUCUGCAUCUAUAAUGGAUACAUGCAGAUCAGGUACCUGAGCCAUUAUGCUGAGUACCCAGCAUAUUGGGUUACACAUCCAUGCUUCAUCGCAGGGUCCUUGCUGUGGUUGGUCGGGUGGCUGGUGAAUGUGCACUCCGACCGCAUCCUGAGGAACCUGAGAAAGCCCGGAGAGACUGGUUACAAGAUUCCCACAGGCGGAAUGUUUGAAUAUGUGUCUGGAGCCAACUUCUUAGGUGAGAUAACCGAGUGGGCUGGCUUCGCUCUGGCUAGCCACUCUGUUCACAGUUCAGCUUUUGCCAUCUUUACCACAGUGGUCCUCGCCAGCAGGGCUGUGGCCCACCACAAAUGGUACCUCGCUAAGUUCGAAGACUACCCUAAAAGUAGGAAGGCACUGAUUCCCUUUCUGCUCUAAAAACAAAGGUUACUAGAAGCCUGAAAAGCUACUGGUUCUUACAGUGGCUAAGAAUAACAUUUGCACAAUACAUUCUUAUAAUGUAGGAAAGCUGUUGUUGUUUGUUUUACUGAAAACCGAAUGAAUCACAGGAUGCAUGCUUUUAAAUGCUCUCAUCUGAGCUGCAAGCAAGCAACGGCUAAAAACCAUCAUCUUAAAUGGAUUAGUAUCAUUACCUUUGCUCAUUACUUUGUUAAUAAUGUCCAUAAAGCACAAAAUAACCUCAACAACCAUGAACUGAAUGUAUUGAAAGCGCUAUGUUUGCUGGAGAGGCAACAUUCAGCGCCCCUCCAGAGGAAAUAAGCUAUCAAAUGGAGUAUACCUCAACAGUAAUACAGUGGAUUUAUAACACUCGGCACCAGCAAGAAAGACUUUUAAGACUCUCCACUGAUAUUCUCCCAGAUGGAACAUAAACUUGGAAAUGCAAAGCAGACGCUUAAAAAGUUUUUCAUUCACUCUCGAGUCAUCUGUUGCAAGUGCAUCUUUUUAACAUCCAUUUGAAUUGCACAGAUGAAAGACGAAGGACCUCGAAUGAAGUCUCAAUACAUUUCCCUACCUCAUCUUGCUGUGGGUAAAUACUUUUUUUACUACUCGCCUCAUCAUCUCAAACUCCUGGAAAGAGAAGCCCCUUUGGAACAAAGGGUAACUGCAUCGCUGUCCUGUAAAGACUUGAGACUGUAGCAGGCCUGUCCACAGCUCCUGGGCCGCAGGGAAAUCAAGCAUGGCCCUCAAUAACUCAGCCGUGCCUGAAAUGAGAAGAUAGCGUUGCCUCAACACGUCACUGCUGCCGGGGCUUCUGAGAAAGGGAGCAAAGAAGAACUGGUGGAGAGAUGAAUGAGUUAUGUUCAAAGCAGGAGCACGUUUGACCUAAACGACACUGAAUGGAUGAGCUUGUGUGUGUGACUGAAAGAAAAGAGGGAGCCUGGGAGAGAAGAUAAGAAAAUUAAACAUUAGAAUUGAUCUUAAGAUUCUGUUUUUGUUUCAUAAUCCCUUUUACCAUGAGCUAAAUAAUCUUAUGAGUGGGAGUUGGGACUUUCCUGAAAUCAUUUCUUAUUUUAUAGAUCCUAACAAUGUGAUCUGCCUUAUGUUCAGUAUUUCUCACAAUAGGUUUAGAUAGGAAACAAGUGCAAUUAUCUCAUCAACUUUUUCACAAGUUUAAUUCGUAUGCAAGUGAAAAUGACAUGAUUGCACCGAAGCUGGGUUUAUACUGAAGCGUUCCCUAUCCCAUAAAGUGCCAGCUGCAGUUUCCUCCCAUAACUCUUAAUCAGUUCUCCCUUUCCAGUCACAGCCAAGGCCACGUCAUUAUGAAUUUUAUUAAUGUGUUGUAUUUGAAAAGAAAUAUAUAUUUUGUCGUUUUUACACAUGGCCUCAUCAAUAAAUAAUAGGACCUCUGUGUCUGAGUGUGAUGAAGAAUGAAGGCUGCGUGUCGCUGAAGGCUAUGCAGAGUGACAUCCUUCAUUUUCGAGGUCCCCACUGUCUCUCUCUCUCUCUUCCAGGCUAUUUCCUCUGUGUAUCCUCUUUGUCCACGCUUCGUGUAAUUGCAUCUCUAUAUUACACAGCCAGUCUUUACUGAGCCUGCCAUCUGACUAUAAUACCAUUCAUCUUUAGGCAGGCGCCAACGGAUUUUCUUUUUUAUAUGCUAAGUAUUUCAGUGAACUGGCUUUUAACUCCUCAAACAUAUUCAUUCGCUGUUCUGAAAUAUUGUUUUUACAUAUGCCAACCUGGGCCCCCUAUAGGAUAGGAAAGCAAAGCAAAAGCAGCAGUAGACCUGCAAUGUCACCUCGUACAGACAAAGAUAGAAUAGCUUGAACACUUCUUCAAUUAUAGUGUCAGUUAUUCUUUCCUUUUUUUAUGGCUGCUGUCACGUAGGGGUGUUUAUGAGGUUUUGAGAAUUUAAGUUGUCGUUAAAACGCCAAAUGUAAGCUCUAGAAGAUAAUGAUUUUUGUUUUGCAAGUUCUUUUCAGGAAUUAGACCAUGAGAAACAGUCAGCUGAUCAGAGCUAACUAUUCUGGCUAUACACAAGAGUAGGUCAGUUGAUUUAAUAAUGUAAUAAAAUGUUUAGAUCAAUAUAACUCAUUACUGAACUUAGUCAAAUUACCAUACGAUGCUGAUUUCUUUUGAUCUUUAUCUUUGGCCUUUGCAUCCCAUGGCCUUUUUGUGUGUGUUUGGAUUGAUCAAAUUUAGUAAGGAUCCUCCCCCUCGGUUUCCAAACCCACCGAUAGGUGUCAUCAACAAUUAUGCUCUAGUUUACAUAACACACAUGACUGGCUGGUUUGAAAUGUGUGAAAGCCUGAUAUGCAAAAAGCAAAAAAUAAAGCAACGCAUUCAAACGAA
Messenger RNA from Perca fluviatilis (European perch), 3306 nucleotides. RefSeq names its product steroid-5-alpha-reductase, alpha polypeptide 1 (3-oxo-5 alpha-steroid delta 4-dehydrogenase alpha 1) (gene srd5a1). NCBI's taxonomy places the organism in Eukaryota, Metazoa, Chordata, Actinopteri, Perciformes, Percidae. Gene Ontology annotation, molecular function: 3-oxo-5-alpha-steroid 4-dehydrogenase activity. The transcript is spliced from 5 exons. Bases 136 to 933 code for a protein of 265 amino acids. Gene Ontology annotation, cellular component: membrane. The record is from RefSeq and is a predicted model, not a curated record. Gene Ontology annotation, biological process: steroid biosynthetic process.